AUGAACGCUCCAAUGCAGCCCGCCUACGGUCGUGGCUUCCCGCAGCCCGCCCAACGAUCUCCUGCCACGCCACGUCGCGGACCGCCAGCUCCAGGUCCUGGCAUGCCGGUUCCUAUGCAACAACACCCCGUGGCACCUCAGUAUAUGCCCCCGCAGCGCAACAUGGCCCAUCCCAACGACGCCGCUUUACGCCGGAGUCGCAAGCCCACCGACAAGAACAUCCCCGAUGGGAUUGACGAAGUGGUUGUCGGGGAAGGUGUGCAGCAGUACAAGAGCCUGCGGGAUCUCGAGAAGCGCCUGGAUGCCGCAAUCGUCCGCAAGAGGCUGGACAUCCAGGAUUCCAUCAGCAAAACCGUGAAAAAGUACCGGACCCUGCGCAUCUGGAUAUCGAACACGGCCGAACUGCAGCCCUGGCAAGGUGCCAGCGAUGCGAAUGGAUUGGAUCCAGGGAGUAACCCCGGCUCGGGACGGUACAAGGUCCGUAUCGAGGGACGCCUGCUGGAUGAUGAGAACGACCCCACGGCGGCCGAAGACAGCGAGGACGACGGUGGGGAGGCGCAAGCCAACGGGGAUGAUCCGAUGGAGCACGAUGGUACUACAGAGACCAAGAAGUCGUGUGACCCCAAACGCCCAAAGCAGCGCUUUUCGCAUUUUUUCAAAACUAUCACUGUCGACUUUGACAAGGCUUCCACCGUCCAGCCGGAGGAGGUCAAGCCGGUCAGCUGGACCAAGCCUCAGUUGCCGGUCAAUGCAGUUUCGCUUCCCCCCUCCGCUGAUUUUGACUCUCUUCAAUUCUCUCGAGCGUCGCAGGAAAACUUGAACAUUACCAUUAGCCUUGUUCGAGAUGAGACUCCUGAACGUUACAAGCUUAGCAGGGAGCUGGCCGAGGUCCUGGACGUGGAGGAAGAGACUCGAAGUGGGAUCGUCCUGGGCAUCUGGGACUAUAUUCGUGCGAUGGGUCUGCAAGAAGAUGAGGAGAAGCGUCUGGUCCGCUGUGACCAUCGUCUUCGAUCGAUCUUUGGUAGAGAGCAGAUGUUCUUCCCGCACAUCCCCGAGAGCAUUGGACCUCACACUAGCCCUCUGGAUCCCGUCAAACUCCCGUACACCAUCCGUGUCGACGAGGAAUUCCACAGAAACCCCGCUCCUACCGUUUACGAUAUCCAGGUGGCGGUGGAGGAUCCUCUCCGCGCGAAGAUGCUGGCCUUGACACAAAACCCUCAGUAUUCAUCGGCCAUGCGACAGAUCACCGCCCUGGAUGAUCAGGUGUCGUUGAUUGUCCAGGCAUUGACGCACUCGCGCGCCAGACAUUCCUUCUACACGGCACUGAGCAACGACCCUGCGACGUUUGUGCGACGCUGGAUCAAUUCACAGCGUAGGGACCUCGAGACGAUCCUGGGCGAGGCCACGCGCGGCGGCGGUGAAGACGGUAGUGGACCCGAGUUCCGCCGUGGAGGAAGCGAGGGUGUUUGGGACACGCCCGUGGCCCGGGAAGCUGUACGAUAUAUGCUCGCCAAACCAGAGGCGGCGAUGGGACGGUAA
Messenger RNA from Aspergillus tanneri, 1539 nucleotides. Its product is annotated as SWIB/MDM2 domain-containing protein. Lineage: Eukaryota; Fungi; Ascomycota; Eurotiomycetes; Eurotiales; Aspergillaceae. Gene Ontology annotation, biological process: regulation of transcription by RNA polymerase II. The transcript has 3 exons. Gene Ontology annotation, cellular component: SWI/SNF complex; nucleus. The record is from RefSeq and is a predicted model, not a curated record. The coding region runs from base 1 to 1539 and encodes 512 amino acids.